UCUCAACAUGUAUUUAAGCUUGAUUUAUUUCUAUGAUAUGAUAAGUCGAAUCUGUUUGGAUAAAGCAGCCGUCCGUAAGAGCAUCUGACGUUCCUCUCGGCCCUUCUUCAGAUGAAAAGAGCCGAAAAGUCAAAAAAAAACCAUCAACUACCUGCAAAUCCCUGCAAUCAGUCUCCAAUCGCCGGUUUCUCUCAUAAAAUUUUGGGGCCUGCCUAUAGCUGCCCUGCCCGAAUUGGGUCCGACGCGUUUCAGCGACCCGAUUAUUUCCAGACAAAACUGCUUUGGCUUACAGACUUGCACAUGUCUCGUAAACGCAAUGCUGUUGUUGCUAUUGGUUUAGUAGCCUUUGCCUCUGCCGGCUUGGCAUUCCCAUUUUACAUGGCGUCACGUUCAUCAAGGGCAACACCUGUGAUUGAUUCAUCAAAAGCGCUACCACCCCAGGCCACUUUUCGGGGACCUUAUAUCAAUACUGGUUCACGUGAUAUUGGACCUGAUCAUCAAACUUACUCUAAGAAAUAAUUCAGUCUCAUAUAAAGUCCCUUUCUUGAUUCUUUAUUUUAUUCACAUUGUAUGACAUGCAGAUUAGUUCUCCCCUAUGCCACAUUGUAAGUCAUGAUUCUUGUUUUGUAUGCAUGUUUUCUUCUAUCUUGACAUGUCUCAUGUUUGUCUCCUUUUGUAUACUCCAUUGUAUUGGAUAAAUGGUAUUCACACACAAGGCUUAUGCAAAUAAAUUUACAGGCAACUUUUUUCUUUUAAUGUCUC
This is a messenger RNA of Cuscuta epithymum, 762 nucleotides long. NCBI's taxonomy places the organism in Eukaryota, Viridiplantae, Streptophyta, Magnoliopsida, Solanales, Convolvulaceae. The record is from the annotation of a GenBank genome assembly.